Molecule: messenger RNA, 1595 nt
Organism: Nylanderia fulva
Lineage: Eukaryota; Metazoa; Arthropoda; Insecta; Hymenoptera; Formicidae
Source: RefSeq, a predicted model, not a curated record
UGAAAAAAUUCAGAAAGAAAUCUCGAAGAAAGCAACUAAUGGAAGAAGUUGCAACUAUUACGAUUCAACGCAUGCAACCUGAAAAGGAUAUAUGUUACGAAUAUGUAAAAUCAUCAUUAGAUAGCAUUGCAGAAGCAGUUUUAAAUUGUCUUAGAGAAAAACAUCCCAACCAUUCGAUAUUCUCGACGUCGGCUGAAACUUUUUCCUAUUGGAGAAACAACAAUAUCGGUGAUAAUCAUUGGGACGAAGCAGAAAGUACGCAGAUUAUGGAUACAAUCGAGGAAUAUAUUUUUGGUAAAUUAAACUUUCGACUAUGCCAAGAGACAGACAGAAAUGUGGAAAACCUUUGUAUAGAUAACGUGUUAAAAAAUAAAUGUGGCCAGAAAAUAAUUUUAUUAAUAAUAUAUGAAAGCGUGACCAGGAGACUUGGUUUACGUUGCGUUUUAAUUAAGGAAGAGUUAGCAAUUGACGAAUACUAUAUAUUUUGGAUGCCAAACUAUGCUAGGAAUAGGUUUGAAAAUGCAAGAUGUUACGAUAUAACCUUUGAAGAAAUCCCGAAACGUUUUCACAUACAAUUGCUUAUGAACCGAGAAAAUACUUUGGCUAUACCAACAUCUGAAGAGAUGUUGUCCUUAUUAGUACAGCGCUUUCAUUAUUGGUUGGAGAACGUAGAUGGAACACAUGGAAUUUUUACUUUUUAUAAUUCAUGUAAAAUAUCAAAUCAUCAGUAUUAUCUACGAAAUGAAUGGUUAAAAAAAAAGAAAUCAUAUAGAAUGCCAGAGAAUGUAAGGUUUGCAGUUGGAAUGAUAGUUAAACAUGGUAAAGAGGUGGGUGUGAUCGUCGGAUGGGACAGAUUUGAUAUUGAUAGAAGUGAUACAAUCUCUUUAGACGAUACACAGAACUUAGACAAUACAAGGAAGGUGAAUCGAUUUGUAAUGUUGUUGUAUCAAUUUUUUCGUAAAUUUACAGCAACAAAUAAAUUUGUACAGCGACAAAUAUAUUACACUAUUCUCACUGAAGAUAAUAGACUUUGUAAAGUAGAAGAAGACGCUAUAACUUUAACAACACCGAAAUGGAUCGAUAAUAACGAAAUAGGUCGCUAUUUUUGUAAAUUCGAAGGCACGCAUUAUGUGCCAAAUAAAAUGUUAGCAAAAAUUUAUCCGUAUAACGCCGCUACAAGAGCCGAGAUAGAAAUAGAUGAAACAUUGUUUGAUCUUUGAUUGUUUCUCAGAUUCUUUGUAUUGUAAUUCAUUUCAUUUAGCAUAUAUUUAAUUUUGUGUAUAUUAAUAACAUAAGAUGCCAUAGUUUUUCAAGGCGAGCAGUAUUUUCUAUCAUUCUUAUAUAGACACGUUUUAUGAAAAUCGUGUAUUAUGUUUGCUCUGUCUUAUAACGAAUCGAUUAUUAUCAAAAUCAAAUUGAUUUAUAUUUGAUCCAUCUUAUAAUGUUUAUUAUCAAAAUCAAAUUGAUUUAGGGAGGAAGCUGGGAUAUACAAAAUGGGGGUCGAAACCCGCAUUUAUAAUAGAAAAUGCGAAAUAAAUGCAAGCUUUCCAUUUAAGAAUGCAAAAUGCUUUUUAGAAACUCAUUUAAAAUAGGAA